CGGCGUCCCCGCUUCCCGCGACACCCGACGGCGACGUUGCAAACCCGAAAUCGGCCGCGGACCGCUUGAGCCCAGCGGGUCGCCGCGCGUCUGUGCGGGCCGUGCAGACCAGCCUGCGGUGGACUGCUGGGUUGAUUUAAAAAUUAAAAUGCCCUCCCCGUGUGAGAACGAUCCGUGCUCUCUGUAGCAGAAAUGCCCCAGAGCGCACAGUGACAGCCAGUCUUCGCCCGCCACCUUUGUAAACGUCCCCUCUGCCUGCCAGGCUCUGCUAUUUUGAGUUAAAAAAGGGAGGAUUCCGAGAUAGUCUCAGUUAACGGGUUUAUUUGUUGUUGUUGAGGGGGUUGUUUGCUUUUUUAAAGCCCUUGUGCACACGUACAGACAUGCUUACAGGAUGUUUUCGUAGAAAUAAGAUGUACUGGCUUUCAGACGUCAACUCUCCAGAGCUAAGUAGAUGAUGCAUAGAUCUAAAUGUGUAUGUGUGUGGGGUCCCCAAACCUAACCUUUAUGUUGUUUUGCUAGAAACUUAGUGUAUAGCCACAAUGUUUGGAUGCAGGGUAUGGGGGGGGGCAACAGUCCAUGGGGAGGGGGAAACCUUAUCCAUGUUUUUGUCCAUCCUGGGAAGAUUUUAAUCUGUCCUGAGUAUUGAGGCCCUGGCCAUGGUUUAUUGAUUCAUCAUGUUCAUUAUCAUCCCCCCCCCCAAAAAAAAAACACAGGAUGUGAAGAGGUAUUACGAAUUGGUAGCAGAUAAAAAGGGGAAAUGAUUUUUGCAGGCUCUGCUAGCUUACACCCUGCUAGUAGUAGUACACUUGUUUUGGUCAGGGGUGUUUCUGAUGUCUGCAGGAGUUUCCCUAAAACACCCUGUGUCAGUUAGGUCCUUUUUGUGGAAGGAACCUAGAAAUCGGUGGGGAAGCCGCUCAGAGAAAAGGUUAGCAAGAGCAGAGAGUAAGAUUUGUAGAAAGGAGUAAGCAAGAAGAGGUACUAAUUAUAAGAGAAGUGAUUUGGUAAGUUGAGGCUGCAUGGUACAGAAACCAGAGUGCUGGGCCAGGACUCAGUACUCCUGACCUCCCAAUGACUGCCCACCUGCUUUGUGUCCCUGCAAAGCGGGAAAAGGUAUUUUCUGGAGGCAGCCUUGCCUCAUCUUUAUAUAGGAAUAUCACUGACCCUUCCUCCCUCACACGGUAGUGAUGUGGAACAAAAUUAACAUGUAUUCAUAUGCAUGUACUGCAUGUUUUAUCAAUUCUGAUAAACAACAGAACACAGUUUUUAUUUUGUUUAGAAAUAUGAGUACUAUUACUACAUUUAGUUGGCAAAGGUUAGAAAAAAAGCAAAGUUUCUAAAGAAAUGAUCUUUGGAUAAUUCCAAAGAUUGAUAAAGAAUACAUUCAUAAAUAUUUUAAAAGACAAGGAUACAAAGUUUACAGAAAUAUUUAAGGUGUCUUUUUUUAAUAAGGUGAAAUUUACAUGGUAUAUAAUGCAUAGAUCCUGAGCUUACUAUUUGAAAAACUUUCUUAAAUGUAUAUGCCUGUGUAACCACUGCCACAAUCAACAUGACAUUUUCUUCGCCCUAGAAAGUUGUCUCUUAACCUUCCCAGUCAGUCUCCACCCUCCUCCAUCUUCCAGGGCGACUGCUGUUCUAAUUUCUGUCCCCAUGGCUUAAUUUUUGCCUGUUCUUGAACGUCAUGUAAAUGGAACAUGUAUCUGCCUUCUUUUGCUCAAAUGAUGUUUUUGAGAUGCAUCCAUGUUGUUGGACUUUAAUUUUUAGGAGUGAACAAAACCGAUUUAAGAAGACGAAAUGACUACAGCUGUAGAGAGAAAGUAUGUUCAUAUUAGAAAAAGAUUGGAUCAGCUGGGAUAUCGCCAGACUCUGACAGUGGAAUGUUUACCUUUAGUAGAAAAACUUUUCAGUGACCUAGUUCAUACAACAGAAAGCCUUCGGCAGUCAAAAUUAUCUGCUGUAAAAGCAGAAAAAGAAAGUGCCAAUUUUGAUUUUGUUUUGGAACCCUAUAAAGUUGAAAAUGGAAGAUUGAGUAGGGAAAAUAAUGACUUAUACCUGGAGUUAAUGAAACUGAGAGAACUCUCAGACCAACACAUUAAAGAGUUGAAAACUACAGUGAAGAAGUGUGCACGUGAAACUGCUGAUCUAAAAUUUCUAAAUAACCAAUAUGUUCAUAAACUCAAACUUUUGGAGAAAGAAAGCAAAGCUAAGAAUGAAAAAAUUCAACAACUUCAAGAAAAGAAUUUGCAAGCUGUAGUACAAACUCCAGGUGGCAAGAAAAGAAAUAUUGCUUUUAGGCGCCAGCGUAUGCAAAUUGAUGAGCCAGUCCCUCCCUCUGAAGUAAGCUCCUAUCCAGUUCCACAGCCAGAUGACCCUUACAUUGCCGACCUCCUGCAAGUGGCUGAUAACAGGAUUCAAGAACUUCAACAGGAAGUCCACCAGUUACAAGAGAAGUUAGCAGUGAUGGAAAGUGGAGUGAGAGAUUAUAGCAAGCAGAUUGAGCUAAGAGAACGAGAGAUAGAACGACUGUCCGUUGCUUUGGAUGGUGGUCGCUCCCCUGAUGUCCUCUCUCUGGAGUCCAGAAAUAAAGCCAAUGAAAAGCUUAUUGCUCAUUUAAAUAUUCAGGUUGACUUUCUUCAGCAAGCUAAUAAAGACCUGGAGAAGAAUAUACAAGAGCUUAUGGAAACCAAGGAAACGGUGACAUCUGAAGUUGUUAAUUUAAGUGAAAGAAAUGAAAAACUCUGCCAAGAAUUAACUGAAAUAGACCAUUUAGCACAACAGUUGGAAAGACAUAAGGAAGAAGUCCUUGAGACUGCUGAUAAAGAACUUGAGGAAGCAAAGAAAGAGAUUAAAAGAAAGCUCUCUGAAAUGCGAGAUCUGGAAGAAACAGUGGCGAAGCUCCAACUGGAAUUAGAGUUAUGCAAUAAAGAAAAGGAUAAGCUCAAUGAUGAACUCCAUAUAAAAUCAGACCUGGAAGCUGUUGUUCAUCAGCUUGAACAAGAAAAGCACAGACUUAGUAAAAAAGUGGAAAGUUUUACAGUUACAGAAAGAGAACUAACUUUGGAAGUUGAGAGGAUGAGACUAGAACAUGGAAUAAAACGUCGAGACAAGUCACCUUCUCGUUUAGAUACAUUUCUGAAAGGUAUAGAAGAAGAACGAGAUUACUAUAAGAAAGAGCUAGAAAAAGUCCAACAUAUAAUACACCGACGAUCUUGCCCUUUAAGUUAUAGUGUGCGUGAAAAAAGUUCAAUAUAUAGAACACCAGAAAAGGGUGAUUACAAUUCAGACAUUCAUCUGAUCACAAGAGAAAGAGAUGAACUUCAGCGUAUGGUAGAAAGAUUUGAAAAAUAUAUGGAGGAUAUACAGUCCAAUGUUAAAUUACUGACAUCAGAAAGAGAUAAACUAAGUGUCUUAUAUAAUGAAGCUAAGGAAGAAUUAUCAGCCCUAAGACAGGAAUCCAGCCGAAGUACAGCCUCCCAUAAUAUUGUUAGUCUUAUGGAAAAGGAAAAAGAACUUGCAUUGUCUGACUUAAGAAGAAUUAUGGCAGAAAAGGAAGACUUAAGGGAAAAGUUAAAAAAUAUCCAGGAAAUGGGUCUUCAUGGAAAGUCAGAAUUAGAGAAAACUAUUGAACAUUUGAAAUAUGUUAAUCAUCAGCUUGAAAGCGAAAAAUAUGAAUUAAAGGCUAAAAUGUUAUUAAUGAAAGAAACAAUAGAGUCAUUAGAGAACAAAUCAAAACUCCAUGCUCAAAAACUUAGCCAUGUAAUUUGUGGUGACUCAUCUCAUCAGAAGGCAGAGGUGAACUCACUUAGGAUGGUAAAUGAGCAGCUACAGCGGUCGCUUGAUGACUAUCAGCAUCGACUUUCCCUAAAAAGAGGUGAACUUGAAUCAGCCCAAGCACAAAUUAAAACACUGGAGGAAAAAAUAGAUAAACUAAACCUUAAGAUGACUUCACAGGAUGAGGAGGCUCAUGUAAUGAAAAAGACAAUAGGUGUUAUUGAUAAAGAAAAAGACUUUCUUCAGGACACUGUAGAUGAGAAGACAGAAAAGAUCGCAAAUUUGCAAGAAAACAUAGUUACUAAAGAAAAAACUAUUGCUCAGAUGACGCUAACAGUCUCAGAGUGUGAAUUAUCUAUGAACCAGCUAAAGGAAACAUUGACUAAUCGAGAACGUGAGAUAGGCAGCCUCCGGCGCCAGCUUGAUUCAGCUCACAAAGAACUUGAUGAAGUAGGAAGAUCGAGAGAAAUAUCUUUUAAGGAAAACAGAAGAUUACAAGAUGAUCUGGCUACAAUGGCAAGAGAAAACCAGGAAAUCUCAUUGGAAUUGGAAGCAGCAGUGCAAGAAAAAGAAGAUAUGAAGAGUAGAGUUCAUAAUUACAUAACUGAGGUGUCACGAUGGGAGAGCUUAAUGGCUGCUAAGGAAAAAGAAAAUCAAGAUUUGUUGGAUAGAUUUCAGAUGCUCCAUCACCGGGCUGAAGACUGGGAGGUGAAAGCCCAGCAGGCUGAGGGAGAAAGCAGCUCUGUUCGGCUGGAACUUCUUUCUAUCGACACAGAGAGGAGACACCUGCGAGAAAGAGUGGAGUUAUUAGAAAAAGAAAUUCAAGAGCACAUAAAUGCCCAUCAUGCUUAUGAAUCUCAGAUCUCAUCAAUGGCAAAAGCCAUGUCUAGAUUAGAAGAAGAGCUGAGACAUCUAGAAGAUGAGAAAGCAUCAGUUUUGAAUGAUCUGUCAUCUCUUAGAGAACUCUGCAUUAAGCUUGAUUCAGGCAAAGAUAUUAUGACCCAACAAUUGAAUUCCAAACACCUUGAGUUUGAGAGGGUUGCAGUGGAAUUAGAAAAUGUAAAAUCGGAAUCAGACCUGUUAAAAAAACAACUGGCAAAUGAGAGACAUACAGUUAAAAACCUCGAAUCAUUGUUGGCUACAAAUAGAGACAAAGAAUUUCAUUGUCAUUUAACCUCCCAUGAGAAGGAUACAGAAAUUCAGCUACUUAAAGAGAAGUUAAGCCUUUCAGAAAGCAAACUAACUACUCAAAGCCGGGAAAAUACCAUGCUUCGAGCUAAAGUGGUACAGUUACAAGCAGAUUUUGAUGCUUUGAAACGACAGAUUUCAGCUGAAAGAUAUGAACGGGAACGAGCAAUCCAAGAGAUGCGCCGCCAGGGUCUUCCCACGCCGCCCUUUAGUUCCACUCUGAGGUCUCCUUCACCUUCUCCGGAUCAUCUAAAUGCGUAGUGAUCACAGAGAAUAAUAGUUUUCAAUGAGUUCCUGUAUAGAUUUUUAAAAGAACAGAACAUUAAUGAAAUAUUUGAAGUAUUUGUUCCUGAAAAUCAUGAACAUUGACACAAAUUCUACCUCAGUCAACUCUUAUUUAAAUCAGUGAAUAUUUAUGUUAAAAGGUUUGGUUUAAAAGAACUGUACCUAUGUGUAUAUUUUCAUAUGUAUGACAGAACAAAAUAUGUAUUAAUAGUGCUUUACUGAUGUUAUCUCUUUAUUUUUAUUCCUGACUUAAAUUACUUCUCAAAGUAUGUUUAUACUGUGAAUUAAUAUAAUGUAUUGUUCACAUUACAUUUUAAUAAUCUGUUUCUUAAUGAGCCAUGAUAUAUAUAUGUAAAUACUUAGUUUUCAUGCCUGUGUUUAUAACCCAUAUCUUAAUGUAUUCACAAAGAAUUAUUAACCUUGAUGCUAUGUUGUCAUGCUUAGCUUUUUCCCUUAAAAUUAUUCACAGAUUUACUGUCUAUCAAGGGGAAUAUAUUUAGAUCUAGUCUUAUUAUUAUAAUCUCAGUGGUCUUGCUAAAAUAAUGAUUACCGUACAUAAUUUGUUAUUGCCAACUAGAAGAACUAUGAUGGGAAAUAUACAUUUAUGUAUUAUAUAUACAGUUUUAUUUUGGUAUCACAUGGACUCUUCAUGUUACACAGAUUCUGUCAAAAUCAAACUAAAACCUAUCUUCAGGGUCUUGUAAAACGAUAGAACAAAAUUUGGGACAUUUUUUAAGUAAAUAAAAUUCCUCAGUGUAUUAAUUUAAAAUGUUAGAGUAUGAAAGCAUAUGAUGGUAAAUAUAGUAAAACAUUUUGUUAAAAUUCCAAUAUACAUUCAAUUUCAAUUUUUUGCUUCUAAACCUGUAUGUUGUAAUUUACCAGUCUUCCAGAAUAGUAUGUAAACACUGCACUAUGGCGUAUAAAUUGAAAACAGCUUUUUACCAUUAAUUUUCAAAGUUGUCAUUUUUAAAAAUUUAGUGUGUACAUAUAUUAAUAAAAGAAUAGAAGCACAAAAUAGAAUGUCAGAUAUAGAAAUUAAUCGUGUUUGAACUAUGCACAUUUGAAGAAAAUCCUGUUCUUAAUAGAUUUUAUUAUGAUUUAAAAAGACUUAAAAACUAACAUAGGAAAGUGAGAUACCAACUACUUAUGAUAAAUUUUAUUUCCUCUUGUGGUUUAAUAAACUGGAGUGUAUAUGUGUACCUGGGGAGGGCAGUGCUCUUUUUCUAAAACUAAUAUGGCUUUUGUGUUUGGGUUAUGCCCUUUGCAAUAAUUCAGUGUGUAUUUGGGUAUGGGCUGGUUUACUUUUCCACCAUCUCUGUAAUUUUGUGUAUCCCAUUUCCCUUGUGUGAAUUCAUGUAUUUAGCAAAGUACAAGAGAACUAGGACUAUUUGCAAUGCCAUAUGGAAAAAGCUUUUAAUAAAUAUAUGUAAAUGAAAUAAAAAAUAUUUGUCCCCACCUUUUCCCCUAAAGCAAGAGCAAGGCAUAUGUUGUUAGAUAUUUUAUUUUUAAUGUUUUCUAUAAUUUAAGAAUGUAUAGCUUGCCAUAAUUGUUAUUUUCAUAACUAUGAUAUAAUUUUUUAAAAAUUAGUUUGAAAGUACUGAAAUGUUCUGACCUUUUAUAAAUGUUUUUAACUUUGUUUUAAAUAAUCUUAAAUUAUGGAGCUUGACGUAGAUUUGCCAAUAAACUUUACAGUCAAUUUAU
Messenger RNA from Microcebus murinus (gray mouse lemur), 6942 nucleotides. NCBI's taxonomy places the organism in Eukaryota, Metazoa, Chordata, Mammalia, Primates, Cheirogaleidae. The record is from RefSeq and is a predicted model, not a curated record.